Messenger RNA from Annulohypoxylon maeteangense, 2082 nucleotides. RefSeq lists its product as uncharacterized. The coding region runs from base 270 to 1976 and encodes 568 amino acids. Lineage: Eukaryota; Fungi; Ascomycota; Sordariomycetes; Xylariales; Hypoxylaceae. The transcript is spliced from 2 exons. The record is from RefSeq and is a predicted model, not a curated record. Gene Ontology annotation, molecular function: long-chain fatty acid-CoA ligase activity. Gene Ontology annotation, cellular component: membrane; endoplasmic reticulum.
CCCCACCAAAAUUCACUAUCCGCCUACCAACAUCCUCCAACUACCACAUCUUACCAACUACCUCAUCGGGCUUCGUCGUCAGCGACGCAUUCACCUGAAAGGAUUCUUACUUUCUACAACUUUCUACAUAACUUCGCUCCCAUCAUUCCGCCAUUUGGUGGCUAUUGAUGUAUACUAAAUGAGGAACACUAUCUGUUAAAAUCUCAUUUGAUAUUUGAUAUCGGCAUUUUAGGAAUAUAGUAAACAGGUACCUACCCGACCCGGCCAACAUGAGUGUCGGCAGCGUCUUGAACCAGUUCGACGACGGACUAGGUUCGCUCCUAAGUCAAUGGAACAGCUACUCUACCGCCAUCGCAACAGCCUUUGUGCUGAUUAUCACAUAUGCUAUUAUGAACAGAGUGGAGCCCGAGACUCAUCCUAUGCUUCUCGCACGUCAGGCUUCGGGUUCAGCUGUCCGGAAUGAAGGGGAAUCGCCUAUUUACCGCGGAAACUCAGCACCUCAUGGUCUCCCGCUUAACGGUGGUUUAAAUGUUAAAGACCCAGGUGCAUCGAAAUGGGCUGCCGGGCGAGAAGGGGACCUAAGGGAUGUUUGGCGUAGAGCCGUCACGGGACCGCCGGAAGGAGAUGGACCCAAGGUGAAGGGGCGUGUCAUGACCGUAUUGGGAAGUGAGAAAGUCAUCGACCAUAACCUCAAUGAUAUCACUCGACAGAUCAACCUUGUUGGAAAGCAUAUCGCUUCCCAGGGCGGGAAGAAGGUGGCCAUCUACCUUCCUAACUCUGUCGAAUUCAUCGCUACCUUGUUCGCUGCUAGCUUCCACAAUCUAACUGCUAUUCUGUUGCCAUUUGAUCAGCCAGAAGAGGCUGUCAUCUCCAUGCUCCAGAGAUCAGGUGCUGACACUGUUGUUACCGCGCCUGGUGCAUUCCCCUUUGACAACGCCGUUAAGAGCUACCCCGGUCUCCGUCAACUUAUCUGGGUUGUCGACGAGGGCAACAAGCACCUCGACUGGAACGAGGUCCCCAAGGGCAUCGGCGGCAGCGUCAACGUUUCCACCUGGCAGGAUAUCCUCAACGACAACCCCGUUACAGCCGGAACAGAGCUGCCCGAAGUUGACCCGAAGGCCGAGAUUCAAGACGUUAUUAUCUUCUGGCAAUCCAAGCCCGGCACCCUAGAGGAAAUGGUCCGCUUCACACAAGGCAACCUCGUUUCCGCCAUCUCCGCCCAGCUUACCGCCAUCCCACAGAAAGAGCGCUUCUCCCCCUCAGACCUCUUCCUCCCCACCGCCCCCCUAUCCUCAUCCUUCCCACUCGUCCUCACACUCGCAGCGCUCUUCUCCAACGCCUCCGUGGCAUUCAACUCGGUCGCCGGAACCUCUCCCGACCUAGCCCUCGCAACCGCCGGCAUCGCCCCCACCAUCAUCGUCGCGACUCCGCAAACUCUCAAAGCCACACACACCGAAACCCUCUCCAAAAUCAACUCCUCCUUCCUCUCCCGCCUCUCCCACAACUCCCAGACCCGCAGCCUAACCCAAGACGGCGCCAUGCCCUCCUCCGGCUUCUGGGCCUCGUACAACGACUCCCUCCGCCCACAAAUCGGCACCAAGCCCAGUCUCCGCCUCCUCUACGUCGCCGAGCCCGCCGGCGCGAAUGCGCCCAAACUCACCGAAAAGACCCUCAGCGACCUCCGCGCAAUCACCCGCUCCCGCGUCAUCUACGCCUUAUCCGCGCCCCGCGUCGCGGGCGCUGUGGCACAGACCCUGUACCAUGACUACCGCGUUCUAGGCGACGGAUCCGGGGUCCAUUUCGGACCCCCUGUUAGCUCCGUCGAGGUCUUGAUGAAGGAUAGCGGGGAUAAGAAGAUCACCGACGAGAGCUAUGCCGGGGAGAUCGUGGCGCGGGGGCCGGCUGUUGCGGGGGCGGAGGCGGCGUUGGGGGUUUUGGGGGGGUUGAGGGGGGAUAAUGUUAUUACUUAUGUUUAAGUGAUAUGUUCGGCUUAGACUGCGAGGGGGGGUUUUCUCGGGGUUGAGUUGGAUUGUGGUGGUGGAUGAUGGGAUGGAAAGAGGGGGAGGAAAUGGAAGGAAGUAG